Messenger RNA from Bipolaris victoriae FI3, 2082 nucleotides. RefSeq lists its product as hypothetical. Bases 1 to 2082 code for a protein of 693 amino acids. The transcript has 3 exons. NCBI's taxonomy places the organism in Eukaryota, Fungi, Ascomycota, Dothideomycetes, Pleosporales, Pleosporaceae. Gene Ontology annotation, molecular function: protein binding. The record is from RefSeq and is a predicted model, not a curated record.
AUGAGCGCCGCCAUCGCGCCGUAUGGGGCAGGUUCCCGUCGAUCGCGAAUGGCUACUGGUAGCAUUGGCCAUGUGCCCGCCCCGACAUUUGCUGAGUACGUAGACGAUCCCUUCCUCGACCAUCGGCGCGAUGAGGCGGAUGCGUCGCAGACACAAGAGCAAGACAUGGCCGGCUUGAUCCAUCGCGCGCCGUCUCCGGGGGCGUCGCAAUGCUCACCGGCGCAACAGUCGCAAACACCCGCGCAGUGCAUCGCAGUGCGCCCUGCCCUGACCCAUCGCCUGUUCUCUCAUCAUCUACACGUACGAGCAUUAGCUAAGCUGCAACGCGAUAGACUACUUUCUGGACCCAUGAUCGAUAUAUACGUAGGCGAGUCGAAGCGCCACUGGGCGCUGCACCGCAACCUGCUGUGCCACCACUCCGAAGCCCUCGAGAAUGAGCUCCUGGGCGAUGCCAACGGCAAUACGAGGAAAGACCGCCUUGACUUGCCCGACCAUGACCCGGCCGGCUUCGAGCUGCUGGUCAAAUGGCUCUACCAAGGCAGUCUGGACGACGUCUCAGACAUGGCCGACGAGAACCAAAAGUACGACUAUGCUGUGAGCUGCCACAAGCUCUACCUCCUUUGUGAGCGCUUCAGCAUGACCCAGUUGAAGAAUGUAGCCAUGGAUCAGUAUAGAAAAGGUCUACAUGAGGCUGAGUUGGUCCCCGACCCCGACGAGAUCGACGCCAUUUACCGCAAGAGCCCGACCGGCUCGCCCUUUCGUCGCCUGAUGACGCGCAUUGCCGCUCGCCAGAUCAUGGACCCUGGGAAUGAGCGUGACGUUGAGACGUAUCGCGAAUGCUUUACCAACAACCCUGACUUUGCCAUUGAUCUGGUCAAGGCCAUCAGAUCUGGCACUGGAGGCAUGUUGUUUGACGACCCAACAGACAAGGGAAAUGAGUGCCUCUACCACGAUCAUGAGGCCGCACCCAACUGUUACGUCAAGGAGAAACUUCGAGGGAAGCAAGCAAAGAAGAGGAUCGCCCAGUCAUCCGUCAAAUCAGUCCCCUACAUAAACUCCGUCCAGCCGAACCGCCCUCACCUCCCCCAUCUCCAGACAGAGCCGCUCCUUCAUUCUCCACCGCCUCCUCCCCCGCCAGCUCGCCCACACGGCAAAAAUCCUCUUCGCCGCUGCCUGACAAGUCCGGCGAGUUCGACAGUUGGUACAUCGAAGGAAAUGGCAGUCGCUACUCAGCCGCCCAAUCCAGACGCCUUUCGGGACAGGGAGAAGGACAUGGAAAAGCUGCGCAAGGUGACGCCUCCGGAUCGAAAACGCCUGGAACGGUUCCAAGUCAACGGGACGAGGACAUACGAGACACACCUAGCCCUCGACGAGCGCCUCCAAAGCUUAGAAGACAGACAUCGCCUAGUGAAGGAUAGCCAGGUCAUCGAUGGAGUCGAUGGUGAGGGUCAAGGAGGACCUGUGCAGCCGCUAUAUCAAACCCCCUUACGCCGCGGUAUAUGGGACUGGGCCAAAGGAGGGGCUGGCAGAGGCAGCAUCAUUGGACCUAUACCAGAAACUCCAGACGAUUUCGGUAUGCCAUCCACUACCGAUUCCGAGAAGAACGAUCUGUAUUCAGAAGAGCAAGUCGCAACUUCCAAAGUCACAGUCUUUGGACUCUCUCAUUCUCACAUCAACCCAUCACCGUCAUUUUCGCAGACAAAGCGAUCUUCAGACGAGCUCGUGGCCGCAUCGUCGGCCAACACUACCCCAGCCACUCUCAACCGUCCCACUGAGCAGUGGACAAAUGGCAAGCAAGUUAUGCCACAACCUAUAUCCGAACAUAGUAGUCCUCUCACACCAGAAACACCGACACCAGCACAGCGACAACGAGAUAUGUCGGUAGAUGCCAACGGCACACCCUCCAAGAAUGCAGUAGCCAGGGAGAACAGCGAGGUUGCUGAACACGUGUCAAACGGUGCAUCACAGAAGCCAAGUUCGACAACUCAGGCUUCUGACCCACCCCACUUACGAACAUUUAAGGUCACCCUUGCUCCCAAUAUGCUUUCACCAGCUCGGAACAGCCCAAGCGCAGCAAAGUGA